Messenger RNA from Spathaspora passalidarum NRRL Y-27907, 2518 nucleotides. RefSeq lists its product as uncharacterized. Gene Ontology annotation, cellular component: endoplasmic reticulum; Golgi apparatus. NCBI's taxonomy places the organism in Eukaryota, Fungi, Ascomycota, Pichiomycetes, Serinales, Debaryomycetaceae. The record is from RefSeq and is a predicted model, not a curated record. The coding region runs from base 1 to 2400 and encodes 799 amino acids. The transcript is spliced from 2 exons.
AUGGAGAUAAAACCAUCUUCCCCUACUCAUUUAGCUUCUCCGGAUGAAGUUGAAGAUUUAAUAUCUUUAAAUGAGCCCAUAGCAGAAGUUAUUGCACAACAGAAUGAAACAAAAGAUGAAUCACAACAACUUGAUAGCGACGAAGUUAAUAAUGAUCCCGCAGUCACAGCCCCAUCUGAUGAAAUAACUCAAGAAGAAAAGAUUACACAACAGGAUCAAUCAAGUUCUGAAGUUGGUGCCGUUCUCCAACCAGUCAAACAGGAGCCUAUACCGGAUCAAUCACAGAAAACCGAAACAGAACAGGAUACUGAACAAAAUCUUCAAUCUGAAAAUGCCCCUGACGUCAAAGUUCAAGUAGAUUCAAUAGACCAGACCUCUCUGGCUUUAGGACCUGAAGCUACCGAGAAAGAACCGGAACAAAACAAAGAAUCAUCAGACCCAGCUCAAGAAUCCGAAAAGAAAGAGCCAGAGCCACAGACAGAAACACAGACAGAAACAAAAGCUGAAUCAGAACCAGUACCCAAAAAGCCAGUUCGUAAGCGUCUUACAUUACAAGAAAGGUUGGCGCAAGCUGCUAAAGGAAAAUCUAAAAAAUCAACAAAAUCAAAAUCACCUUCUGCUGAACCUCCAGCUUCGACUACUGCCACCCCUGCUCCUCAACCCGUAGUUGACACAGUUAUACCCGAAGAAGCCCCAGUUGAGAUAGCUUCUCCACUGGCCGUAAGUUUAACUACCGUCAAUCCAUUUGAGAAGGAACGCGAGGAAUUAUUAAGGAAAAUUUCUGCCCAGGAAUCCAUGAUUAAGGAAUUGCGUGAAGAAGGUGAAUCGCUUUCUCAUAAAGAAUUGAAGUUGAAUGAUACCAUCAAGAAAUUAAAAAACACCAAUCUACAGUUGGAAGAAAAUUUACAAGAUUAUUUAAUCAAAAGUGAUGAAUCAAGCUUAAAAUUACAAGAAUUCCAAGAAUUCUUGCGUCUUCAUAAAUUUAAAUCAUUUGAUCAAUUUAAAGAAAAGUUUGGUGAGCUUAACUAUAAAUUAGCCAAUACGACACAAGAAUUGGAGCAAGCCAAUGGUUUACAACAAAAGUAUUCUGAUCUUGUACUUACACAUGAGCAAGAAGUUUCAUUAAAUAAAGCAACGGUUAAAGAGCUUAAUGAUUUGAAAAUUCAAAUUGAUAUUAUGAAAUCACAACAUAGCCUUGAAUUGGAUUCCAAGGAGAAUAUUUUGCAAGAUUUGAAGAAUGAAUUAAUGUCAGCUAAGCAAAGUUAUGGUAGAGAAAUUUCUCGUCUUGAAGAUAAAAUUGAAAACUUGCGAUUAGAACAAGAGUCAAAUGUGACUAUUUCUGAAACCAGCGAUGAAUCCGACAAAGGUAAGAUUGAGGAGUUUAUCAAGCUUUCAGAAUCGCAUCAUAAUCUUCAAAAGCAAUAUUUAUCAUCACAACAGAAUUGGAAGGUAAUUGAAUCUAAUUUAUUACUAAAAAUUGAUAAUUUGACAAACACGAUCGAGCAGCUUAAGAAGCAAAAGAAUAAAUUAACUCAAGACUUAACCAAAGUUAAUAAUUUAUUAAUUUCCCUGGACAAUGAAGUUAGGAAAUUAACACAAGAAGUCACUACACUUGAACAACAAAUUCAGAACCAUGAGCUAAGUAUUAAGAUCAAGGAAAACGAUUUUGUUGAAUUGCAAGAUAAAUUUGAUAAGUUACAACACAUUUAUAAUCAAGAUCGUGCUAAAUUAAACACCAAGAUUGAAACAUUGAACGACACAAUUGAAAAAUUGAAGGAACAACAGAAAUCAGCUAGUGAAUUACAAUUGAAUUUGGAUAAUUCAACCAGACAAAUUUCAUUGGGCAAUUUAUCAGCAGCAAGCUGGAAUGAUAUAAGGUUUGGAGAAUCAUCGACUACACCAGCCAUAAAUCGAGACUUUUCAGGUAUUUACAUCGACAACAGUCGCAACCAAUCACUGACUUCAUUCACGGAGAUCGGCGUUGAAGACGGAUACGAUUUACGAGGAGAACUGGUGUAUAAUCACCUUGGCAAUAUCCCUACAAGUUCGCACAGUAAUAAUAUUCAAUUGGUGAAUAAGAUGAGUUCAACUAUAAGGCGGUUGGAAAUUGAACUCAACACCUUGAAAGAUGAAUAUAGUAAAUUAUCCAUGGAUAAGGAGAAGCUUGAACAAGAGUUGUUUGAAAGUUUGAAGUUGAAUGAUGAAAUGUCGCAAAUGAAUGUUCAAAUAGAUGAGUUGAAGAAGCAAAUACUGGAAAAGGACAGGAAGGAGCAAACUAUGCUUGAAUUGAUUGGUGAAAAAUCAGAACAAGUUGAAGAAUUAAAAGCUGAUGUUUUCGAUUUGAAAGAGUUGUGUAAACUUCAAGUGCAGCAAAUGAUUGAGAUUCAACAAAAGAAGUAAAUAUAGCAUAUACUGUACAUAUUAUUAUUGAUGUAAAGUAAGAUAUUUUGUUAUGUAAGUUUUCAAAAUGUUUAUUUGAUAUUUGCAACCAAUUUGGCUGCUUGACAAAAAAAAAAAA